Paramecium pentaurelia is the source of this 434-nucleotide messenger RNA. NCBI's taxonomy places the organism in Eukaryota, Ciliophora, Oligohymenophorea, Peniculida, Parameciidae. The record is from the annotation of a GenBank genome assembly.
AUGCAGUAUGGUAAAAGAGAAAACGAAUUGACAAAAUCAAAAAUUGAACUCUUAUAUUCAGAAGAAUUGGAAAAACAAAUCUUACCUACUGAAUCCGUUGAAUCACUUGAUAGCUUUCUACCCUAAUUCCAUAGCUCUAAUUAGGAAUAAUUUGAAAGUGAACGUCGGAUAUUACUGUAUUUAAGGUAACUAGGAAUAUAAUUUAAAACAGAUCCAAGAAACAAAGAAUUAGAAUAUUAGUAUGAAUAUUAAAAUAUUAAAGCGAAAAGUCUAAGAAAAAAGGAAUAAUAUUUUAAGCAUCCAUAAGUGAAUCACCUUAAUUGGGUCCAUAAAAGAAUAAUCAAUUUUUUUAAAGUAAACAAAUGAACAAUGAGGAGUUCACACCAUGGUUAAACCCGUUACUAGUACGUAAAAAGUAAAGUUUAGAAUCAUGA